GUGCAGUUUCAAAACUUCAAAAACCCUGGUGUUGAAAUUGAAAAUCUCAUUUCGCUGUAGCACGCACAACAAUACCGAACAAUACCAAAACAGUCGUGAAUUGUGUUCGUUAAACAAAUUUUAGGGUUUCACUUUACGUCCUCAAUCCGUACUACUUCGCAUACAAUUUGAACUUCUAAUCAUCAGAUUGUUGUUAACUUCUACAAGGUUUGAUGGCUCGUGAAUGGACUGGGAUUCAGCAGUUUCCGCUUGCAACACAGACAAAGUUGCUGGAGUUACUGGGAACACUAAAGGAGAAGUCGAGGGACAGUUUGACGAUUCUUGUAAUGGGGAAGGGUGGUGUCGGGAAAUCCUCCACUGUGAACUCCAUUCUUGGGGAACGCGCAGUUGCAGUCAGUGCAUUUCAGUCGGAUGUACCACGGCCCGUAAUGGUUUCCCGUGAGCGCUCAGGGUUCACAUUGAACAUCAUUGACACACCUGGCAUUGUUGAAGGAGGAUACGUCAACGAUCAGGCCCUGCAACUCAUCAAAAGGUUUCUUUUGAACAAGACCAUAGAUGUUUUGUUAUACGUUGACCGGUUGGAUUCCUAUAGAGUGGAUAAUCUGGACAGACAAAUUGUAAAGGCAAUAACCGAGAGUUUCGGCAAGGAAAUAUGGCGUAAAGGAGUUGUAGUGUUAACGCAUGCUCAACUUACGCCACCAGAUUGUCUUAGUUACGAUGACUUUUUUGCAAGAAGAUCAGAAGCCGUUCUUAAAGUUGUAGACUCUGGGGCCCGCUUCAAGAAACAUGAAAUUCAGGAUCAUGUGAUUCCGGUUGUCUUGGUUGAGAACAGUAGCAGGUGUAAUAAAAACGACAAUGGAGAAAAGAUUCUCCCAAAUGAUACUGUUUGGAUUCCCAGCAUAGUUGAAACCAUCACAAACAUUGCUACAAACGAAAGCAAAAGCAUUGUUGUUGACCAAAAGCUGAUUGAUGGCCCGAAUGCAAAUGAAAGAGGGAAAGUGUUCAUUCCUCUCAUCUUAGCGUUCCAGUAUUUCUUUGUUAUUAAACAACUUCAAAAAUGGAUCAAGGAUGAUAUUGCUAAAGCACCCAAGUCUUCUUGGGAAUGAUAUCUUCUUCUUUGGCUGCUUGUAUCUUGGUUAAACCUUGUUUUUAUCUGAGUUUAGGACACAAUUGUUCGUGGCGAUUUUAACUUGGAAAAUAACCCAGGUGUCGAUUCAGACGUUUUUUUUUUGUUGAUUAUGUGAGUUUGUGGUGUUAACAUGCUUUGUUCUGAUA
Molecule: messenger RNA, 1275 nt
Organism: Helianthus annuus (common sunflower)
Lineage: Eukaryota; Viridiplantae; Streptophyta; Magnoliopsida; Asterales; Asteraceae
Product: translocase of chloroplast 34
Exons: 8
Coding region: 213-1106 (297 amino acids)
Biological process (GO): intracellular protein transport
Cellular component (GO): chloroplast outer membrane
Molecular function (GO): protein-transporting ATPase activity; GTP binding
Source: RefSeq, a predicted model, not a curated record